Molecule: messenger RNA, 2689 nt
Organism: Lingula anatina
Lineage: Eukaryota; Metazoa; Brachiopoda; Lingulata; Lingulida; Lingulidae
Product: annulin
Biological process (GO): peptide cross-linking
Molecular function (GO): protein-glutamine gamma-glutamyltransferase activity
Source: RefSeq, a predicted model, not a curated record
AUUACAGAACAAGCCACCAUGAUUCACAAGUGGAUGUAGACAAAUGAGUCUUGCAUACAAAACUAAACAGAGCCACCCUGCACGACACUUUAAAGUCACUUUUGUUCUAGACAGACUGGGUAAUUAGCAUGCUAGCUGAGGGCCAAAUUUGGUGUGCGUAGUCAGCCGGGGAGGAGUGUCAGCUCGGAAAACUGGUUUGCUCACGCGGUUCGUCUCUGUGGCUUUCUUAACUGGGUCAUUUUGCCGGCUCACAGACAGUGAGAGGGGAGAAGAAGAGAAACAGGGCGAAUAAGCAUCCAGCACAUUCCACGGGCAUCUUAGGACUUGAGGAGAAAUUCUUAAAAAGAUUACAGCAUGUCGCGUCGUGGUUUUUCUCGAGGUCGGCGCAUGGUGACGUAUGAAAGUCGCAUGGGAAGUGCCUUUGACCCAGUGUCAAUUCCCCAUUUCUGGCAGGCAUAUGGCAGCACUGCUGAUGGACGUUCAGUGGACCGAUGGAAGGCACAACAUGAGAGAUCCAGUGUGAAAAUUGAUGACAACACAGUGAUGAGAUGUAACUGGGUUGACCUGAAAAUUGCCCAAAAUUCUAAGGACCAUCACACCGACCAGUUUGAGUGCUCUACCUAUUGGGAGGAUGAUAAAUAUCAGCGCCAGGAUCCAUACCUCAUCUUGAGGAGAGGGCAGGCAUUUGUGGUGGAUCUCCAAAUGGACAAACCUUUUAAUAAAGAAAUGCAUGAUUUGAAGCUGUGUUUUGAGUAUGGGAAAUUCCCCAAGCCAGGCAAAGGCACCAGUGUCAGUUUCCAUGUGUCUGCUAAGGACCGCCCUAAGGAAUGGGGAGCCGAGAUUGUGUCUGUGGUGGGAAAUACCAUCACGGUUAGCAUCAUCACCCCUCCGGACUGCCUGAUAGGCAAGUGGGACAUGAGAGUGGACACGGCUGUCAAACUGAACGACGGAUCGACGAGACUAUUCCGAUAUUUCUUCCCCAAACAAUUCUAUGUGCUGUUCAACCCAUGGUGCAAAGAUGACCAAGUCUAUAUGCCAGAUACCAAGCUCUUGAAUGAGUAUGUCCUGAAUGAUGUUGGGAAGAUAUAUGCUGGUACUUCCAAGCAAAUUGGUUCUAAACCCUGGAACUUUGGGCAGUUUGAAGAUUUUGUCUUAGACUGCAGCCUUUUAGUGUUGGAAAAAUCUGGAUUGGCUCUCAGUGCUAGAGGCAAUCCCGUGCAGAUUGCAAGGAAGAUUUCUGCCUUUACGAACUCCCCUGAUGACAAUGGCAUCUUGAUGGGAAAUUGGUCGGGUAACUACGAGGGUGGCACCAGGCCAACAAAGUGGGUCGGCAGCGUUGCCAUUCUGCAAGAAUACUGGAAGAGGAAGAGGCCAGUCAAAUAUGGACAGUGCUGGGUUUUCUCAGGAGUUGUCACAACAAUUUGCCGCUGCCUUGGCAUUCCAUGCCGACCUGUGACCAAUUUUGUCUCUGCUCAUGACAGUGAUGGCACCAUCAGUAUUGAUGACUACUUUGAUAUGGAUGGAAAUCUCCUGGAAGAAUUCUGCGAAGACUCUAUAUGGAAUUUCCAUGUUUGGAAUGACGUAUGGAUGGCUCGCCCAGAUUUACCCUCUGGCUGUGGGGGCUGGCAGGCCAUUGAUGCUACACCACAAGAACUUAGCGAUGGUGUGUACUGUGCAGGUCCUUGCUCCCUGAAUGCUAUCAAGGCAGGUCAAGUGUACCUGCCUUAUGAUGGGCCAUUCAUCUUUGCUGAAGUCAACGCCGACCGGGUCAGACACCGAAGACGGAAUGAUGGGACCUGGGAUAGAUAUUUCAUGAAAGCAAGUGUUGGUCAGAAAAUAAGCACCAAAAAACCCCUGGUGACUGCCGUGGACUCCUUCUCAAGAUGGAAAAAGGAGGAUCCAGAUAGAGAGGAUAUCACUGAACAGUAUAAGUUUAAAGAAGGUACUUCUGAGGAAAGAGCUGCCACCUUGGCUGCCAACUUGAAGUCUACCCGACGUGACUUGUAUGACAGAAAUACAGAUGGGGAUGAUGUUAAAUUUGAGUGGGAGGAUAAAGAUUUCAUCACUGUUGGGAGUUCCUUUGAUGUGGCUCUGGUAAUGACCAAUAAGGCAAAGGAAGAGCGCAAAGUAGAGAUUACCUUGAAAGCCGCAGUGGUCUACUAUACCGGAGUCAUAAAAAGUUUUGUGAAGGGUGACAAGUUUGAAAUCACACUGGCAGCUGGAGAGAAAGGCAAGAAGGUUACUAUGAGCGUAACCCCAGAUGACUACUUGGAUGAGCUUGUGGACCAUGCUAAUUUCAAGACCACGGUGAUCGCCAAAGUGGAUGAGACAAAUCAGAUCUUUAUGGAGGAUGACGACUUCAUGCUCAGACCACCACCGCUAGAGUUUGAAUUUUUGGGGAAAAAGAAUGAAAUAAAGACUCUGACCCCCUUCAAGCUGAAGGUAGGCUUUACCAAUCCACUACCGAUCCCCCUCACCAGGUGCAUGUUUAUUGUGGAAGGACCUGGACUCCAAAAACCCAUGGAGUAUCAAUUAAUGGAUGUUGGUCCUGGUAAGAGAGCCGAGCAGACUAUCUCGCUGACUCCAAAGACUGCAGGAAACAAGCAAGUCAUUGUCAGCUUUGACUGCUACCAGCCAUGUGACGUCACUGGAAUGUUCCCUGUCACCGUCAAAGGAUAGAAGAUGCAUG